CUCAAGAGCGUUUCCUCAAAAAAGUUGACAUCAGUUGUGGUUAACCAUCCAAUUGAACUUGACUCUUGGGUCAACAGAGUUGAGAAAUUGAACAUUGUCCGUGACACCUCUUGGUCAAUUCACAAGUCAGCAAGUCAAGUUCCGUGCUAAAUAGGGGUGCUGGAAUACGAGCUUUCACCAUGAAUCGAAUGUCCCAAUUGCGAGGUGGAACCUCGGGGAAGGGCAAGAUCACGCUGUUCACCCAUGAGGAUUUCGAAGGAGCCUCUUUGGAGAUCGAGGACAGCAACAUGCAGAUUCAAAAGCUCUGGCCGCAUGACCGCAUCCGAUCCGUGAUUGUCCAAGGCAACCCGUGGGUCUUAUACGAGGAACCGGGCUUCUGGGGUGUCCCUGCGUUCUUUGAAGAAGGCCGCUACAAAGUGAUCGAGUUCAUGUGCGACUUGAAGAAGAGCGGAUCCGCCAAGCAGCUUUUGGAUGAUUUGGGAUCCCCGGAAAUCAGUCUGUUCAGUCCGAGUCGCUUCUCGGGCACCUAUGAGUGGGAGAAAAUCGAGGACCCCACCACAAUGAAGUGGGUGUCCGUGGGCAAGGCCGGGAUUUGGGGCGUAAGAGCCAAGGACGACUCGUUGUGGGUGCGAACCGCAGAUGGAAAGCCCGGCGGAAAAACCGAGGCCGAUUCGGAUCAAGGCUCGGUCUGGAUGAAGAUGCAGGGUUCGGCAAAACAGAUAUCAGUUGGAACCACUAGCGUAUGGGGUGUGAAGGCUGAUGGCGUGGUCAACGCCAGAAUUGGAAUUGGUGCUGACUCACCCUGUGGCAAGGAAUGGGCUACCGUCGAUGGAGAACCAAUGAAACAUGUGUCUGUCAGCAGUGAAGGUCACGUGUGGGCCAUUGACGAGAAGGACAAGAUUUGGUACCGCAAGGGGGCCAAUAACCAGUUCGCCCUUGGAACCGGUUGGAAGAUGGUGUCUGGUAACCUCAAGCAGAUCUCGGUGGGGAAAUGCGGUGUCUGGGGUGUGAACUCGGAUUACCAGGUCUGGUUCCGAUUGAACACUUAUGGCGACCCUGAGACGGACGGAACUGGUUGGAUGAGGAUUGAUGGCCGGUUUCAACAGAUUUACUCCGGACCUGAGGGCGUGAUUGCCCUGGCUGCGAAUCGCGAUAUGUAUUACCGUGCCAAUGUUGGGGAGAAAGACGGCAAAUCCAUGACUUCCUUCAAUGAAGGAACUCAUUGGAUCCGCAUUGAACAAGACAAGGAGUCCAAAAUCAUCUUCAAGCAGUUUGAGUUCGCCAAGAACUCGCUGUGGGCCGUGGACAAGGACAACAACGUUUACUACAAGGACAGAAUCUUCGACGAUUUGGAAUCUAACUACGCAGUUCGCGUGUUUGGUGAUGAACCGGAUUUCUCUAUGUACAAUUUUGCCGAGAAGGGUACAACCGCCAAAGUCUCCAGUGGUGGAUGGGCUCUUUAUUCGGAACCCAAUUACAAGGGCAAGAUUUCCUACCUAUUUCCCAAUGAUAGCGUGGGGAAUGAUCCACCCUCUAAAGUAAACCCAAUGAAAGCCUGGUUUGCACAGAUCGGGUCCGCCCGACCAAUCCGUGGCCAGAACUAUAGAACUCCGAUGAUGAGAAUCAACCUUGAUUGGGCCAAAAAAGAAGUUUCGUCCUCAGAGGAGAUCCUCUUCUCAGAGGAUGUUACCAAUGAGAGUGAUGACUACUUGGAUGCUCCGUGGUUGCCUACCUUUGAUCUGGAGACGUCUGUUACUCACCAAUUUGAAGUUUACCUGAUGCAAUACCUAUCUGGAGGUUCCGUGAUUCGAGGGUGUGAGUUUACGGUGAAUAACACGGAACCUGUCGAGUUUGAGAUUGGUGCAAACGGGCCCAAUCUGUUUACUGGGGAGGACUUCCAUCAGCAACUAGAUACAACAUUUGUGUUCAAAGACGAGACCAAGAGCACAACCCAAGCCAAGAAGACACGGAUCCUCAAGCUCCCGCCCCUUGUGCCCCCCAAAUGCACAUUCAGGGCCAAAAUUGUAAUGUAUCGUGCAAAGGUUAAGGUUCCUUUCCAAGCUGAAUUCAAAGUGGGAUUUUCGCCCAAGUUUGAAGAGGGAGGUGAAAGUUGGCAUGAGAAUGGCAUGUACGAAGGAUUGGACGAGAGCAACGUCAAGAUCGACCUUCAGUGCAUACGAAUGGCCAACACCCGCAAGGUGUCCAAAAUGAUCAACGGACUCGGCGACGACAUGUAAAUGCGCCCACGUCCCACACCCCCACCGGAGACAACGAACACGCCUACCAGCCUCUCGAAUUGGACGCCACUGUACAUACUACACACAUACAUACAUGCUACGAGUAUAUUGUACGAUCUUGAUUUGGUUCAAUCAAAAUUGAGCGGGACACAAGUAUUUGCCAUCGUACAAGAAGUCUAGUUACUACUACUCCGUCAUUUAAAAUAAACAAAUACUCUACAUCCAAAUUGGCAUUAAAGUUGAAAUGAA
This is a messenger RNA of Tigriopus californicus, 2486 nucleotides long. RefSeq lists its product as uncharacterized. The record is from RefSeq and is a predicted model, not a curated record. The transcript has 14 exons. NCBI's taxonomy places the organism in Eukaryota, Metazoa, Arthropoda, Copepoda, Harpacticoida, Harpacticidae. Bases 180 to 2237 code for a protein of 685 amino acids.